AUGGCACCAGUAUUAGGAGAUGUUGUUCAUUCUGAUACAAGUCUCUCUGAUUUGAAUGAACAUUCCAAUAAAAUGACAAUUAGUAGUCUUAUUACAAGUACGCCAAAUAGAAUUCCUUUUGGUAAAUAUAUAUUUAGAAGACUACAGUCAUGUGGUACUAAAUCUGUAUUUGGUGUACCUGGUGAUUAUAAUUUAAAUCUUUUAGAACAAAUGUAUGAUGAGGAGGAUUCGAUUACUCCUAAUGAAAUUCAGUGGAUAGGUUGUUGUAAUGAAUUGAACGCGGCAUAUGCUGCCGAUGGAUACUCUAGAUACACUAAUAAGAUUGGUUGUUUGAUAACCACAUAUGGUGUUGGCGAAUUAAGCGCUAUCAAUGGUAUCGCAGGUGCCUUCACAGAAAAUGUAAAAUUACUACAUAUAGUAGGUGUCGUUUCGCAGGAUAAAAUGAAAAGCGGCAGAAAUUUUCAUCAUUUGAUUCCAAACAAAGAGAACGCUAACUUGCAAGCUCCAAACUAUCAAAUAUGUAAAGACAUGAUUGAUAAUAAAAUUUCCUGUAGCACAAAAUUUUUGGAUAAUAUUGCAACUGCCUGUGAUGACUUUGAUGAUUUAUUGAGGGACAUUUUUAAAAAUUCUAAGCCUGGAUUUUUAUUUAUUCCAGAAGAAUUUUCUAAUUUAAUGGUAAGUGAUGCUAAUUUAUUUUUGGUUCCAAAAAUAACUCUUGAAGAUUCUAUUAUCCCUUCUCCAAUCUCAUAUGACUCCAUUGAUAGACUUACCCAAAUUACUAAAGACCUGAUUUAUCAAAGUAAGAGACCAGCAAUUAUUGGUGAUAUAUUGGUCGAUAGGUUUGGUGGAACAACAAUAUUAAAUGAAUUGAUUCAAAACACAGGGAUAUGGAAUUUUUCUACCAUUAUGGGUAAAUCAAUAAUAAAUGAAGCUAAUGAAAAUUAUAUUGGUCUUUUUAGUGGUGACGAUGGGAAGCAAGAAGUAAAUGAUAAAAUUAGACAAUGCGAUUUAAUAUUGCACUUUGGUAUUGAUACUAAUGAAGUCAAUUCUGGUGUGUAUACUCUAGAAAAUUAUUACCCUAAAAAUGCUAAAAUUAUUGAAUUUCAUUCAAAUUAUAUCAAGAUUAAAGAUAAUUCCACUAGCAGAGUUGACCUGUAUAAAAAUUUAAAUUUUAUUCAUGUAUUGAAAAGACUGAAUAAAAUACUUGAUACAUCAAAAUUACUAUUUGACUAUCCAUAUAUUUCCAAGAAUAUACAAACUGAAUGCAGUGACGAUGAAAAGAGUAACAAAGUCAUAACACAAGAUUAUAUUAAGGAUGCAAUAUUAAAACUUUUAAAUCCUGGUGAUAUUUUACUGUGUGACACCGGCACAUUCCAAUUUUCCGUUCGUGAUUACCAGUUGCCGCCACAAGUUAAAUAUAUAUCACAAAGUUUUUACUUAUCAAUUGGUAUGGCGUUACCUGCAUCACUAGGUGUUGGUAUUGGUAUGAAAGAUUAUCCAAAUAUUCAUAUAAAACCAGAUGACAGCAUAAUAAAGACUCAACCAAAAUUGAUUUUAUGUGAAGGAGAUGGUGCUGCACAGAUGACUAUUCAGGAAAUAUCCACAUUGAUUAGAUAUAAAAUUCCAAUUAGUAUAUUUUUAUGGAAUAAUGAUGGAUAUACAAUUGAAAGGGCUAUUAGAGGACCUACAAGAGAUUAUAAUGAUAUUCAACCAUGGAAUUGGACCAUGUUAAUUAAAUCCUUUGAAACUAAUAUAAAAUCAUUUAUUAAGACAUAUAAAGUUACAGAACAACAAGAAUUUAAAAAUUUAUUGACAAAAAUUAAACAAAAUAAUUUCAAUGAAGAUAGUUUAAAUUUUAUCGAAGUUCAAUUAGGUAGGCUUGAUGUUCCACAUAUUUUACAAGAUUUCAUGGAUAGAAUGAAGAAAAGGGCAACUGCAAAAGCGCUUUCAGAUUAA
Messenger RNA from Tetrapisispora phaffii CBS 4417, 1956 nucleotides. It is a transcript of the gene ARO10, whose product is annotated as phenylpyruvate decarboxylase ARO10. Gene Ontology annotation, molecular function: magnesium ion binding; carboxy-lyase activity; thiamine pyrophosphate binding. The transcript has a single exon. The coding region runs from base 1 to 1956 and encodes 651 amino acids. Lineage: Eukaryota; Fungi; Ascomycota; Saccharomycetes; Saccharomycetales; Saccharomycetaceae. The record is from RefSeq and is a predicted model, not a curated record.